UGCAGCACUGACAGUCGGCCGCUCCCCUUCCCGGUGCUGGCAGGGGGAGGCCUGGAGAGGGCCAGGGAGGAGGAGGAAGAGGAGGAAUAAUGAAGCUGACCCAGCUCUGUGAGUAGGAUGCGCCCCGGAGCCGCUCCAGCUCGUCUGAGAUUGUUUGGACUCCUGUUGUUAUCCGUGGCUGCUUGGUAUUUGGGAUACUUUGUUGCUCUUUAUGCACCCCAAAAUGCAAUAUCUAUUGAAGCACUGCAAGAGAUCGGAAAGAAACCGGUGUUGAAGGCCCCAGCCCCCAAAAGGCAGAAGUGUGACCACUGGUCUCCCUGCCCACCAGGGAACUUCGCCUAUCGCAUCCUCAGUGGCGGCGGCAAAGAGAGGAGGGCUAAGAUCUGUUUUGAGGAUGAGCAGCUUGUAAGUGAAUGGAAUGACGACCCUGGAAGUGGGAUAAACGUUGCCAUUGUGAAUUAUAAAACAGGAAAACUCAGGUCGACAAAUUUUUUUGAAAUGUGGCAAAGAGACCACUCAAGCGCGAUGAUGAAUUUCAUCAGGAGUGCACCAGAAGGGUCCCUCAUCCUGAUGGCCACCCACGACGAUGGCAGCACCAGGUUGAAAGACGACGCCAAAAAAUUAGUAGAAGAACUGGGAAGUAAAGAAAUCAUGAAUAUUAAGUUCAGAUCAAGCUGGGUUUUUAUAGCUGCCAAAGGCUUCAAGCUGCCAGACAAUAUCGAAAAAGAAAAGAUAAACCACUCUGACCAGACGAAGAACAGAUACAAAGGCUGGCCAGCUGAAACCCAAAUAGAAGGCUGUAUCCCAAGAAACUUGAUUUAAACAAAUGCAUACCUCAUUAAUAAAGACAAUUUUAUAUUUUUA
Catharus ustulatus (Swainson's thrush) is the source of this 864-nucleotide messenger RNA. RefSeq names its product FAM3 metabolism regulating signaling molecule B (gene FAM3B). Bases 118 to 822 code for a protein of 234 amino acids. The transcript has 8 exons. NCBI's taxonomy places the organism in Eukaryota, Metazoa, Chordata, Aves, Passeriformes, Turdidae. The record is from RefSeq and is a predicted model, not a curated record.